GGGUUUAGAAGUGGGAGAGCUGUAACCAGAAUUGACCGUGCAAAGCUGCCACUUAUCAGCUUAGAUAAUCUCUCUGUAGUCACUGUAGGAAAUGAGGCUGUUUGGGGGACUGUAGAAGGGCAUUAAGCUAAAUUCCAAUAGUUACUUAAUUCAGGGUAUAUUAGAUCAGUUAAGGCCCCAAGACGGCUGAGUUCCCUUACUCAGACCUUUCCCAGUGUGACAAGAUCGUUGCUGUAAUGCCAGUGACGUUUUUUCAGUGGAAGUGCCAGCACGCCAUGUUCAUCCUUGCCAUGUUCAGAGGGGCAUGCUUUCCCUUGCUCUGCCCCGUCUUUAGAGCAACAGGUAUGGAGAGGCCUCCUCGCAAUGAAAGAGUGAAAGAAAGGCCAGGGUUAGUUUAUGGAGCGCAGAGGAACGAAGGCAACGUGUGGGAUGUGAUGGGAAGCGGGGGGAGUGUGGGAAAGCAGUGAUUGCAGACGUGGUGGGAGCUGCGGACCCCUCGAGACAGAGCCAAGGAGAAGCAAACAUGAGCUGGGGGCAGCCUGAGCCCCAGGAUAACCCAUCUCGGGCAGGUGGCAGUGAGUGCACUCCAAGAACAAGCCAGCAGCAGGUGGAUGAUGAGGCGGUGUGGCGCCGUGUUGGUGCAGCAGGGCCCCAUGUAAGAGUGGAAGAUGGGGAAAACACGCUGUUUCCCAGACACAGCGUCCUCCCAUCUCUGCCACCCAGCCUUCUGGCAGAACUGAGACUGGGGAAGUGAAAUUAACCCUGGGAGAAGACAGAGACAGAAAUAAAUGACACUUCUUUCUCUGCCCUGAAGAGGGUUGGCCAAAUUCUGCUUCCCUGAAACCCACGUACGGACUUGGUGCCCCCCGACUGGGAGCCAUUCUGGUGCAAUUGCUGCUGGGGAAAUGGUGAAGAAGAACCCACCCAUGGGCAGCCCAGGUCUGCAAGCAAACUGGGAGGUGUUGGUUUUCUAAGAAAACCGGACACGGGGUAGCCCUGGGUGCAGGAGAUGAAUGCCAGCAGAGGUGUGUGUGAGGUUGUAGUUGGGAUGUGUGCUAGGUUUUGCAAGCCCAGUGAGCUGCUUCUCUGAGAAGUCCCUGAGCAGGGGCAGGCAGCUGAUGCUGCAGUUUCGAGCAGGUGUGGAAAAAGUCUGUGUCCUCCUGGCUGCUGGGGGUGUUUGGGCAAAGUUCCCCACUUCCUGCACUGGUGCAUUUCCCCUUCAAACUUCAGCUGCUAAUUUUCUUUCUUUGUCACCUACCCCUUGUGGCAUUCGUUGUGGCUGGGUGCCUGUUGCGAUGCUGAUGUCAGAGCUAUAGGGACCUUAACGAGGGCCACUCACCUCUGGUGCCUGCUAUGAACAGCUGAGAAAAAACCAGCUCUGCAUGGGGCCUCAGGGGAGCAUCUUGUGUGACCAGGUCAAAGAAAGACAUUUACCUUUCCAUUUGCCUUCAUUUGCCCCAAAUCCAGACUUCCUAUUUGCCCUCCCAGGUGCCUUCUUUGUGGCAGAGGAAUGGUCUAGAUCAGCCAAGAUCCCUUGGCCCUAUUUUCUCUGAUGCUCCACCUACGCAGCAGGCAAUAGAGAAUGAGCAAGCUUUAGAGAAACGUAGAGACAGGAGCACACUGACUGCAGCAGGGUGUAGCUGUGCUUUGGUUAAUUCACCCAUCGAGCCCACGUGGGGAAGGGAGGUUCUGUUAGUGGUUAAAACAGACGAGCAGAAUUAUAUGCAGAAGUAGCACCUGUGGUUUGUUAAUAUUGUGAUGAUGCCACUGUUUUACCUUGACCCUUCCAGAGGAGCACGCGUAAAUGUGCGAAAGCCUCAGGAAGACAGAAAGAAAGCUGCUAGAAAUUGAGAUGAAAGACAUGAUAUAUGCUUCUUUAUGAACAGUUUGGUCUGCUCAUCCUGAAACGGUGAGUUUUGUACGCACUUCAGACAGGGCAAAGUUCUGACCGAGGGACUUAAUUCAGGGCAGAUCAGAGAGGAGCUGGGUUUUGACCUGGCUGUGGGGGGUGGGUGGAAAAAAAAAAAAAAAAAAAAAAAAAAGAGAGAGAAAAAAAAAAAAAAAAAACAGCCAAAAAACGACAGUUGACCACAUCAUUUUCUUCAGUGUGGACACAGUCUCGGAUGUCCACGAUGACAUUAGACAGCCUGGAUGUGAUCUAUAUCAUGGUGGAGGUUGUUAUUGGGAUAUGUGCGGUGGUGGGCAAUGCCUUGGUGAUCUGGGCAGUGAAGCUGAACCCGGCUCUUCAGAAGACCACCUUCUUCUACAUUGUUUCCCUGGCACUCACUGACAUUGCUGUGGGGAUCCUUGUCAUACCGCUGGCCAUCACGGUGAUCCUAGGAGUUGUCAUGCACUUCUACUCCUGCUUGUUCAUAUGCUGCCUGUUGAUGAUCUUCCCCCACGCCUCGAUCCUGUCUCUCCUGGCCAUCACCAUCGACCGGUACCUGCGAGUGAAGCUGCCUACCAGGUACAAGGCAACCAUCACAAAGAAAAGAGUCUGUGUGAUUCUGGGACUCUGCUGGCUCCUGUCUGUGCUGGUGGGACUGGUCCCCCUGAUGGGGUGGAACCAGCACAUGGGUGGCUCCAGCUACAUCGAGUGCCACUUUCUGGCUGUGAUGAGAAAGGAUUACGUGGUGUACUUCAGCUUCUUCACCUGGAUCCUCCUCCCCUCGCUUAUCAUGUGUACCCUCUACGCCAAGAUUUUUCACAUAAUGCGGACAAAAUUAAGCCAAAACUCAGCAAGGCUUCCAGAUGGAGGAACGGUUUAUCCGAAGGCGUACAAAACAGCCAAAUACAUGGCCCUCCUUCUCUUCCUCUUCGCAGUGUCUUGGCUGCCUCUGGGCAUCCUGAACUGCGUUUUGCACUUCUGCCCCUCCUGCACCAUCCCACGGAGCCUGGUGUACCUGAGCAUCCUGCUGUCGCACGCCAACUCCGCCAUGAACCCCGCUGUCUAUGCCUUCAAGAUAGAGAAGUUCAAAGAAACAUGCACUUUCAUUCUGAGGACUUACUUUCUGUUCCAGAACUCAGAGUUGGUCAUUUCUAGCGCGGAGCACACGGCAGAGCAAACGCGAGUGAGCGUGAUCUGAGCAAGUCCUGCGCCGGGGCUGUGUCCGGGCUGCGUGCGACCGAAACGGCCGGGGAGCAGCAAGCAAGGGGAUGUGGCACAGGGGUGUAUUUAUCAGCUUCUGCCUUCUGGAACUGUAAUUGUGCUUGCAUUUUGCUGUUAAGCUAACUGAGCAGUGAGGUGAUUAGUUCAGAAUCCUAAUUAAUUUAAGAAACAAACAAACAAAAAAAAAACUUUGCAUUUCUGAAGCAAAAGGGUUUUGAAGUUUGGAAAAGAGUGGUAACUCAACAGGUGUGGAUGAAGAAUUGAUCCUGUUCAUGUUUAUAGAUGCUUUGCUCUGUUAAUAAAAAGCAUGGUGCCAGGUGAGUGGUUUUUGGGGGAUCCUGUGAGUCCUGCCAGGUGGUGCCCAAGGUUCCCAGGCUGGAGCACGAUGCUCCUGCCUUCCCGUGGCUCCCUGUGCUCCGUGUCAGCAGUGCUGGGGCUGGGGUCCCUCCAUCUCCUGGGGUGAGACGUGUCCUGGGGCAGGAGGCACCUCUGGAGACCUUCAGGCUGACCCUGAGGUACAGCACAAGGUGCUGACAGCCCCCAAACAGACACAAUCAGCUACAGCCGGGGAGAGCAGGAACUGCUGAUCCUGAACUGUCCCCAAAAUACCCAAAUCCACCCUUUUGUCUGCUGUAACCCUCUGUCAAGCUCCUGCAGCACGCUGCUGGUUGAAUCCAGCAGGUUGGCAGGAGAGCUGACGUUAACCUUUUGCACUAAUUUUGCCCCUGCUAACAGUUCU
This is a messenger RNA of Anas platyrhynchos (mallard), 3848 nucleotides long. Lineage: Eukaryota; Metazoa; Chordata; Aves; Anseriformes; Anatidae. The record is from RefSeq and is a predicted model, not a curated record.